Messenger RNA from Sipha flava (yellow sugarcane aphid), 771 nucleotides. RefSeq lists its product as uncharacterized. The transcript has a single exon. The record is from RefSeq and is a predicted model, not a curated record. The coding region runs from base 1 to 771 and encodes 256 amino acids. Lineage: Eukaryota; Metazoa; Arthropoda; Insecta; Hemiptera; Aphididae.
AUGGCAGAGACAGACGCAACGAUUGCUCCAGUGGCCGUCAAAAUACCGGAUUUCAUUUCGUCAGAUCCCGAACUUUGGUUUGCUAUGGUCGAAGGUAGUUUCGCCAGCGCGGGAGUCACAGCUGACAGCACGAAAUUCGGGUAUGUGGUUGGAGCAUUACCGCCGAAAUAUGCAGUUGAAGUCAAAGAUAUAAUUAUGACGCCGCCUUCGGACAGUAAGUAUGUCAAAAUUAAAGAUGAAUUAAUAAAACGUCUUAGUGCCUCCCAAGAGGAAAAAACACGUCAACUUCUGGAGCGCGUUGAGAUUGGUGACCGUAAACCGUCACAAUUUUUACGCCACCUCCAAAACCUGGCUGGCUCUUCCGUUCCAGAAACAUUAUUAAAGACACUUUGGAUGGGCCGCCUACCAAAAAGUAUACAAGUGGCCUUAGCAAUAGUUAAAAAUAGUAAGCUUGAAGAACUCGCUGUCCAUGCAGACAACAUCGCGGAUGCAUCUGGUCCUUUGCUACCUCAAAUAGCAGAGACAUCGAGAAGUGACACUCUUGAAGCCAUGUUGAAUCUUAAAAUUUCUCAGCUUACCUUGAGUAUAAAUCAGGAAAUUGCGACGUUGAGAAGUGAAGUGGCAGCGAUCAAUACUCGUCCCUCACGUAAUCCGGACUUAAGAUCAAGUACUUACCGCUCAAGAUCUCGAUCUCGGAGCCGUACUCUCAAUGGUGCAAAUGGAUUAUGCUGGUAUCAUUGGCGUUAUGGAUCGUUAUUGUUAUCGUUAUAA